GUGGUCAAACCCUAAAGGGUGGGUCUGACUAUGUAAAUCUGCAUCAAAAGGAAACCAUCAUGUUGGGGGGUCUUCAUCUGAUUGGACGCUUUUGUUUUUUCAAAUCGAGGUGUCAGUUGCUUUACAGGCACCAGUGGGUCUCUGGGGGAGCAGACAUCUUUUACAGUAACACGUAUCAGUGCAUGGGCUGUUGAAACUGUUGGUGUAAUGGAGUAAAAAUAUAAGGAAAAUGGAACAAACCUGUCAGAGGCUGGAUAAAGUCAGCAGACUGAGGGAUGAAGUGAGCUGCAUGUUGGUAGGUGAUGGAGCUGUGGGGAAGACCAGCAUGAUUAUCAGCUACAUCUUCAAUGGAUACAACAGCGAGUACAGGCAAACAGCUUUUGAUGUUUUCACUGGCCUAGUGCAUGUAAAUGGAGUUCCAACUCGUAUCAAACUUAUUGAUACUGCUGGACAGGAGGAGUUUGGUCAUCUCCGCUCCCUGUGCUAUGCCCAUGUGGAUGUCUUCAUCCUCUGCUUCAGCCUCGUCAACCCUGUGUCCUUUGACAAUAUUACCUCUAAGUGGAUACCACAGAUCCGAGCUCGCAACUUGACCUCUCCCAUCGUUCUGGUCGGGACUCAGUCAGACCUUUGUCAUGAUGUGGAUGUCCUUAUUCAUCUGGACCAGAGGAACUCCAGACCAGUGCAUCUGAGGCAGGCCAGAAGGCUGGCAAAGCGGAUCAGAGCUCAUGACUACAUGGAGUGUUCAGCUCUGACACAGCACAACCUCAAAGAUGUGUUCGACUGUGCUAUUUCUGCUGCUAUGAAGCAGAAACACACUGGCACCAAAUCCAAAAAGCUCAGUCUGUUUAAACGUUUAAAGACCUUUUCUUACUGUGGAUGGAGAAAAGUUUUCCAAUUUAUCUGAAAUGGGAUCUGUGAAUGGACUGAAUGUAAUCUACUCAGCAGAUUUCCAACUCUAUUAACUAUGCAUUUAUAUGAAUAUAUUCCUCUGCAGAAUGUGAGUUUUGCACUAAACCAAAACGAAUGGGGAUCAAAUGUGACACUCUUUCCCCAUAAUUCACUGCAUUCAGAGUAUAUUCCUCU
Messenger RNA from Sphaeramia orbicularis (orbiculate cardinalfish), 1083 nucleotides. Its product is annotated as rho-related GTP-binding protein RhoV-like. Gene Ontology annotation, biological process: small GTPase-mediated signal transduction. Bases 230 to 904 code for a protein of 224 amino acids. The record is from RefSeq and is a predicted model, not a curated record. Gene Ontology annotation, molecular function: GTP binding; GTPase activity. The transcript has 3 exons. Lineage: Eukaryota; Metazoa; Chordata; Actinopteri; Kurtiformes; Apogonidae.